AUGGAAUGUUUUCACGGUAAACCAGCUGCUUGUUCUACAACUGCUCGUGGUACGUUUUGGUUUUGUGGCGAAACACCGAGCUGCGAGUUCUUUUGCCAUGACGAAGACUGUUAUCUGUUUACGAGAGCAAUGGAAGCCUGUCAGAAUAGUGGUUCCAAUCAUCCCAUUUGCCCAACACAUCAGAGACUAGCCAAAUUACGUGUGGUAAAAGAUAAAAUGAAAGAAAAUUAUGGAAGACCCUUCUUCACGUGUUCUGAUCGACAUGAUCCUUGCAACUUUUGGCAAUGGGGAGACAUUUACGAAAGCCCUCGACCACGCUGCAAACACGGGAUGGUAUGCACCGUACGUAAAGUGAAAAAAGAAGGACCCACCCAGAACCGCCUGUUUUACUGUUGCCCUCAGAUAGACAGCUGUGGAUUUUUCGAAUGGAAAGAGAUCGAACCUCGUGUGGCCAAGACUGGCUUCGUCCUAUUCAGUGACCCGCUAGAAUAUCGAUACAAGAAUGAAGACACGGAGAAACAUUCACUAGUACUAACAUUAAUGCUAAGGAAGCGUAUGAAGAAUUCCUUAAGAAAUAUGAAUAACUGUAAUAAAACGAAAUAA
Messenger RNA from Paramuricea clavata, 603 nucleotides. Lineage: Eukaryota; Metazoa; Cnidaria; Anthozoa; Malacalcyonacea; Plexauridae. The record is from the annotation of a GenBank genome assembly.